Messenger RNA from Cuscuta campestris, 1839 nucleotides. The record is from the annotation of a GenBank genome assembly. NCBI's taxonomy places the organism in Eukaryota, Viridiplantae, Streptophyta, Magnoliopsida, Solanales, Convolvulaceae.
GUUAGCUCGAGGCGAGAUUGAACUCCGAGUCGGCAAUGGUGCACCUGUUGCAGCUUUGGCAAUCGGAACUUAUAGUUUAGUCUUGCCUAGUGGUCUAAUGUUGGAAUUAAACGAUUGCUUGUACGUUCCUGCAAUUAGCAGAAACAUUAUUUCUGUUUCAUGUCUUGAUAAGAGUGGUUUCAUCAUUUCUAUUAAAGACAAGUCCCUUUCCGUUUACAGAAAGAAUGUUUCCUAUGCUAAUGCCAACAUGACCAAUGAGUUAUAUGUCCUUGACUUGGACAUGCCUGUCUAUAACAUACCAGCCAAGAGGAACAAACCGAACGGUUUGAACCAAACAUACCUAUGGCUUUGUAGCUGUGAGGCUUAUGUCAAACGUCUUAUGACGAAUGGCAAGCUUGACGCCAAGUCUGAUAAGUGUUUCUUCGUGGGAUACCCAAAGAAAACUCGAGGGUAUUCAUUCUAUCACCCUAUCGAUAAGAAGGUAUUCGUUGCUUGCAAUGGUGUCUUCCUCGAGAAGGAAUUUCUCUCCAACGCAACUAGUGGGAGAAAGAUAGAGCUCGAAGAAAUUCGAGACGACGAAGAAACUUCCGCGCCGGUUCAGGAACAUGAGCUAGAGGAACAAACCGUUGUACCUCAAAAUGCUCAAGAUACACAAGAACCCUGUAGGUCUAAUCGGUUACGCACGCAACCUAAAGGAAACGAUAUUCCUACUUUAACCACCGUCAAAACAUGGUUGAGUAAGAGUUUCUCUAUGAAGGACUUGGGAGAUGCCUGUUAUGCACUUGGCAUAAGGAUCUAUAGGGAUAGAUCACGGAAGCUGUUAGGUCUCAGUCAAAGUACAUACAUAGACAAGGUCCUUGCUAGAUUGAGCAUGUCUGAAUCAAAACGACGAAGUUUGCCUAUGGUCCAAGGCACGAGUCUUUCCAAGACUCAGGGUGCUUCCACUCCGGAGGAAGUAGAACGCAUGGGAAAUGUUCCUUAUGCGUCGGCCAUUGGAUCCAUCAUGUAUGCGAUGGGCGGAAAAGAAGAGCUCAGUAUUGUCGGAUAUACUGAUGCCAGCUUCCAAACUGAUAAAGACGACUUCAAGUCGCAGGCAGGCAAAAUUCCAAAGAGCAUCAUCAAGAGUCUCCAUACAAGGAUGAGUAAUUUUCUUUGGGGUAAAGUAGAUGGUAGAAAUAAAUAUCAUUGGGCCACUUGGGAGAAACUUUGCUUCCCCAAAGAGGAGGGUGGCUUAGGCCUGACUGAUCUCACCACUAUUCAAGAAGCUUAUGGACUCAAAAUGUGGUGGACUUAUACUCAAAAUGAUUCAUUGUGGGCAAAGUUCAUGAGGGCCAGAUACCCUAGAGGUCUUGACACUGCCCCCAAAAUCAUAGACUCUAUCUAUUGGAAAAGGCUCUACAAAGCCAAUGACAUUGCGCAAAGUCUGUUCCAUAUAGAUGAUUUUGGGAGACUUUGGUGGAAUAACAAUGAUGCUGGUUUUAGCAUGAAGAAGGCAAAGAAUUCACUGAGAGAGAAAAACCCCAUCCAUCCUUUCACUAAAUCCUGCUGGACCCCUAAGCAGACUCCUAAACACUCAUUGUUUCUUUGGAAACUUAGUUUUGGCUACCUCCCCCUUCCCCAAUCACUAACUAGAAUGGGAUUCCAUAGUCCCUCUCAGUAAUCACUCAUUGUUUCUUUGAGGAAGUAUUCAGCAUAAGCAGAGGCAUCAAUCAUGGAAUUUUGAGUUACUUAAACAACUGGUGGAAGCAAGGACAAAAACAAAGAGAUAACACUUUGUUGAUCAACAACAUUCCAGGCAUAAUUACUCAUGAAAUUUGGAAAGAAAGGAAUAGAAGGGUC